GGCCACUUGGCCUUUCGGGAAGGGUGGAGGACAAAAAGGCUGGGAGGGGGAGUGCUUCGCUGACGUUAUAAAAGGACGCGCUGGGCACUACGACCAAGAGUGUUUUUAACCUCACUCCACAGUGCCCUCACCUAAGUACCAGCGGGCCGGCUCAGUGUGCUAGUCUCCACCCGCUCCUAAAAGGCGGUAAACUCCAGCCUGCCGACCAUGCCUGCGGGCGUGUCCUGGACCUCCUACCUGAAAAUGUUCGCCGCCAGCCUCCUGGCCAUGUGCGCCGGCGCCCAAGCGGUGCACAGGUACUAUCAGCCGGACCUGACAAUACCUGAAAUUCCACCAAAGCCUGGAGAACUCAAAACAGAGCUUUUGGGACUGAAAAAGAGACAGCAUGAACCUCAAAAUCCAACUCUGCCAAGAACUUUGUGAAUAAUAUUAUGAGAAUUAAAUACAUAUUUAAAAAAUUUAAUGAGUCAAAUUCCUUGUUUUUAAGCAACUAGUACAAUGCUAACUGCAAGAGGAGGUGCUCAGUAGAUGUUCACUAAUCCAUAUUGAGAUUUAAUUAUGGUUUGACCAGUGUUUCUUAAAAACUGCCAAAGCUUAUAUAUCAGCUUCCUGAAUGUGGUCUGAUACUUAGUCUUGAAGAUCAUAUGAGAUAGACUAUUUGCAGUGUCUCCUGCCCUUAUGAUUCUGGUUUAUUUCUCUGAAUAAGCUUGACUAUAACAGCGAAGGGGAAUUAUAAAUUAACUAUAGUAAAAGUGACAUUGACCAUGAAUGCUUAUGGUGUGAAGUUAAUAUUUCUCUAAAUAUUGGAAAGUACUAUUUAUACUAAACUGAAUUCAGUUGAAAUAUUUAAAUUUGAAUUUCUUUUGGAAUUGUGUAUGUAACAAAAUUAACAAUUGUGACUUGGACUGUGACAAGUUCUUUACCCCUAAUUUGAGAAACCAUUUUGGCAUUUAAUUUCUUAUAAAAUAUAUUUUAAAAUAACUGAUAAAUGAGUAUUAUUAUGAGUUGAACUGUAUCCCUCCAAAAGAUCUUAAAGUCCUAACUCCUGGUACCUGUGAAUGUGUAUUUGGAAAUAGGGUUUUUUCAAAUGUAGCUAAGUAAAGAUAAGGUCACUAGGCUGAACCCUAAUCCAGUGUGAAUGGUGUCUUUUUAUAAGAAGAGGAAUAUGCCACGGAAAGACAGACACACAGGGAGAAUGCCAGAUGACAACAGAGGCAAAGAUUGGAGUGAGCAGCCACAAGCCAGGGGUCACCACCAGAAGCUAGGAAGAGGCAAGGAAGGGUUCUCCCGAGAGUCUCAGAGCAUGGCCCUGCCAACACCUGGACUUCAGACUUUUGGCCUCCAGAACUGUGAGAAUAAAUUUCUAUUGUUUUAAGCCAUCUAGUUACAGUGGUACUUGGAUAACCAUAAAGCAGCCCUGGGAAACUAAUACAAACGUUUUAGCCCUUUGCUGAGUUUAUAAAAGCAGGACAAGAGUAAUUUAUAAAGCACUCAGCUUUGUAUUCAGGGCUAUUUUUCCAAAAGAAGUUUUUCGGAAUUCUGCAUUCUUAAAGAUCAUGUCUAAGCCUAUUACUUCUUAGCCAGUUAGCAAAUUGCUACAUGACAUUGAUCUUUAGGGUCAGUGUUAAAAUCUUAAAUACUAAAUUCCUAAAUGCAAACAAAAUGCUUUUGUUUUAUUCUCCACAGUCAAUGCCCCUUUCAGUUUAACAGUAUAAAGCAACUAAACAAAAUGGUUUAUUUCCAACCUCAUAAUCAAGAUUUUUCUUUUCCACUGCAUGUCAUUUGGUACCUUAUCACAUGCUCCCAGCACAAAGUGGAUCUUCAGUUUUGUUAGUGACAGCUGAGCUGUAGCCCACCCUAGGGGGAAAAGGCCUGGGAUUCUGAGGUAGAAGAUGGAAUUUUUAGUUCAGACUGAUUGCUGUUUGCUGAAACUUAAUUUAUUGUGACUUUAUGCAUGAGACUUACCUUCUCUGGAUCAAAUUCCAUAGUUGCCAUUAACUGUAUACUUUUUUCAUGAAAAAAAUUGUAUACUUCACAAAUGGUGAAGCUUGCCACAGCUGUCAUUGCAAGGACUUUAUAUCAAACUAGAAAAAUUUUGACUUUUAAAUUAAAAGAAUUAAAAAAUGUUUUCUUAAGCAUUAAUUCAGUAAUUCUCAUCCAGUUGCCUAACUUCCUCGAGGAGUUGGAAUUCUCAAAGGCUUCAGGAAGGGUACUUGAUUUACUAUAAAUCAACAAUAACAUUGUUUUUUAACUCCAAACUAAUUUUAUCAAUUGAAUUUGGAAGGUGGAGUUUUUCUUCUUGUUAAAUGGACAUUUACUAAUUCUAGUUCUCCAUUAACUUUAGUACAUGAACACCAAAUAGGUGAGCUUUGAUACACAUUUUGUAGAUACCAGUGAGGAACCCUUUAUUACUUUCCAGAAUGAAGGCUUGGGGACACUGUUCACCCUUUGCUUGAAGAAAGGACCUGCCCCUUGAGGUUAGCUUGUGCACAAGGAGAGGACCCUCAUACCAUGGAUGAAUGCAGUGGACCAUACUAUAAAAGCAUCCCUAUACCUUCCUUUUACAAGUAGAGUGGUCUGGCUAUUGAUUUGAACCCACCUUCAUGAAGGUGAAAAAUUAACUUUAUAGCUAUUAAAAUAAAAAUGCACCAAAAGUAAAAAUGCCAUCAUUUCAGUAAAUGUUAAUUCUAAGUAAUUUUAACCAAGAUGUGUAUUUCUUUUCUUUUUUUAAAGUUGAGCCUCACUGUGAAAAAUAAACAUUGUGGUGGGUGUGGAAAUGUAGCAUCUGGAUUCCCAAGGAAAGGCAUGUCACCCUAGGGCUGAGUGCUUAUCAGUGAGCUUCCUUCAGUUGCCAGCUCCUGUGGGGACGGCCUCAGCUAGCACAGCCUUGCUUAGAGCUAUGCGUCCAGCCCACUCAGCACAAUGCAGACAUACUGGGCCACUCUGAGGGGACUCAUUUUAGCUCAGCUUCCCUCAAGGUUGACAGGCUAUUUGUACCUGCAUUACAGCUCAGCUUCUCCUUCUGCUCAGU
Molecule: messenger RNA, 3031 nt
Organism: Camelus dromedarius (Arabian camel)
Lineage: Eukaryota; Metazoa; Chordata; Mammalia; Artiodactyla; Camelidae
Product: ubiquinol-cytochrome c reductase complex assembly factor 6
Exons: 4
Coding region: 208-423 (71 amino acids)
Biological process (GO): mitochondrial respiratory chain complex III assembly
Cellular component (GO): mitochondrion
Source: RefSeq, a predicted model, not a curated record